AUGGGUUGGGCCAGCAUCCUGGUUGCGAUUCAUGUAUUGAUCGAGAUCGCAUUGAUCUUUCGCGUGAUAUUACGGCCGCACCGGGAGCCGGCCUCGCGAAUUGCCUGGAUCGUUGUGAUCGUCACGGUUCCAGUCGUCGGAAUUGUGGCCUAUCUGCUCUUCGGUGAAGUGAGCAUCGGGCGGAAACGCAUCGCCAGAAUGCGGCAAGCCAUCGAAAGUCAGCCUAAGUUUGCCGGCCCCGUCGCUGGAGAAGAGGAGAAUUUCAAACCCUCCGUUCCUGAGGCCUGGGAUCAUCUGUUCCGAGUUGGCGAAUCGAUUAGCGGAUUUCAGCCAGUGGGUGCUAACCAAGCAACUCUAAUGGCAGAUUCGAACACAAUGGUCGAAUCACUCAUUUCCGACAUCGAUUCCGCAACCGACCACGUGCACCUGUUGUUCUACAUCUGGCUGGCCGACAACAACGGCUGCAAGGUCGUCGAAGCGCUCAAACGCGCAGCCGCCCGAGGCGUGAAGUGUCGGGCCAUGGCCGACGGGCUCGGUUCUCGAUUAAUGAUCAAAUCAGAACACUGGCGCUCGAUGCAGGCAGCAGGAGUCCAUGUGGCCGAGGCCCUACCAAUUGGCAAUGUCCUUCUACGGCCUUUCAUGGGGCGUAUCGAUCUUCGCAAUCACCGCAAGAUCGUGGUGAUCGAUGGUAGGGUUACCUAUUGCGGAAGCCAGAACUGUGCCGAUCCCGAGUUUCGCGUUAAAGCGAAAUACGCCCCUUGGGUCGACGCGGUAAUGCGUUUUGAAGGACCCAUCGUUCGGCAAAACCAGCACCUGUUCGCUAGCGAUUGGAUGACCUUCGUCGAUGAAGAUCUAACCGACCUGCUUCGUUCUCCCAUCCCGGCACCUCAAGCGGGCUUUCCCGCUCAGGUGAUUGGCACGGGGCCUACCGUACGCUACUCGGCGAUGCCUGAGACGUUCGAGUCGCUCAUGUAUGCGGCCCGUCGUGAGUUGAUUGUCACAACGCCUUACUAUGUUCCGAACGAAUCACUGCAGGAAGCAUUAUGCGCAACCGCUCGCCGUGGAAUUGAAACCACGAUCGUGUUUCCAGCUAACAACGAUUCGUGGAUCGUUGCUGCAGCGAGCCGGAGCUAUUACUGGGACCUGUUAGAUGCGGGCGUGAAGAUUCAUGAAUACGUCGGGGGGCUGUUGCACACCAAGUCGCUGACCAUCGAUGGCGAGGUCACUCUGAUUGGAUCGGCCAACAUGGAUCGCCGUAGCUUCGAUUUGAACUACGAAAACAAUAUCCUCUUUUGCGAUCCCCGAUUGACCGAAGCCAUCCGCAACCGGCAGAUGGAGUAUCUGCAGAAGUCGACUCCUGUUACCCAGGAGCAGGUUGCAGAACGCAACUUGCCAAGCGAACCACCUCGCUUUCGGGUUCUGGGAGCUGAGGCGAAUCCCGCAAUUCCGUUGCAAACCCUACCAGCGGUCGCUUUCACUCGGGUCGCGAAAGGGCCUCACUGGACGAUCUCGCAUUCGGGUCGCACCGUGCCGUUUCUUCGAGCCAACCUUCUAGCAAUCACGCUUGUCCUCACGGUCACGUGUUGUGUCGGUUGCAGCUCGUGCCCCACGUGGCAGGCGCCUUCAAUUCCCGGCGUAUCGCAAAGCACGGCCGCGGCGAACUCCGUUUAUCUGGCGUCGAACCCCUGCGACCCCGCAGGCUACCGCAAAGCAAUCGAUGAGCGGAUCGCUUGGUACGAAGCAACCGGCGACCCCAAGAUUGCGCAGCAACUCUCCGAGACGUUCGUCGCGCUAGCCGUGGAGGCAGAUCAGGCCAGGCACUCGAGUGUUGGCGGCUGGUACUAUUUGGCUGCGGUCUAUAGCUGGAAAACUCUCAGCGAUGGCGCGACCAGCCCCGCCCUAUGGAGUCGAGCUUCUCAAGUCUAUUGCGAAAGUCUUGCGCGCGUAGUGACCAUCGCCCAAUACAACGGCUGCUACCAGCCCGGGCGGGCGAUGCAAGUGGAGACUCCCUAUGGCCCUGUUCAGAUUCGACUGCACGCCCACGAGUUUCCUUGGCAGCCGAGCGACUUCCAGGAACUCUAUCCCGUGGGUGAGUAUGAGACGAGCGUCAUCACACGUAAGCACCGCCGGCCAGGCUAUGGAUUGCCCAUCGUUGUCCGACGUAGUCAUCCGACGUGCGCUUAUAUCGAAGAAGCGAAUCUGAUCGACGGACUCUGCUUUGCAGCUACCGCAGUGUUGACCCCGAACGAUGACGAAUGCCCGGGCACUCCGGGGGGAAUCCCGAGGAGUGCCACACUCAGUCUCUACAACCCACUAAACACGGCGUCAAUUGAGGAGUGCGGAGAGUCGCUCCCCCUCGCAGCGGAUGUCACGGCGCCGUUUGCUUACCACGCCAUCAACCAGGGUGAUUCCGAUUUCUGGUUAACCUCGUUCCUCGAUCCAGACGCCGCGGCGGAUGAUGGGUUGUUCCUAAUCGAACCCUACCAGCCGGGGAAGAUCCCUGUUGUGUUCAUCCAUGGGCUGCUUUCCAGCCCCGCCACAUGGGUCGACCUGGCGAACGAUCUCAGGGCCCACCCGGGUUUCAACGAGCACUAUCAGAUCUGGGCAUUUCGUUAUUCCACCGGUGGCCCUUUCCUCGAAGCUGGGGCUCAGCUUCGACGUGAAAUGGGCCAACUUAUAUCCAUGGUCGAUCCCCAAGGCUGCGACGCUGCUCUGGAACAGAUCGUCCUGCUAGGUCACAGCAUGGGGGGGCUCGUAGCCCGGCUGCAAACCUUUGACAGUGGGUGUCAGCUUUGGAACGCAGUAGCGAACCGCCCCCUGGACCAGAUUGUCACCGACGAGCAAACGCGGGCGCUCUUAGCCGAACAGUUCUUUUUCCAGGCCCAAACCUCGGUCAAACGGGUGGUCUACCUCGCCACGCCACAUUUGGGCUCAGAGUGGGCGAACCGGCCGAUCGGGCGGUUGGCCUCGGCGAUGGUUCGUCCCAGGCCGGGUAUCGAGAGACGCCAUGAGCAACUGAUCCGGGACAAUCCCGGCGUUUUCUCCGGGGAACUGGAGCGGGGUAUUCCGACCAGCAUCGACAUGCUCGACCCUCAGAGCCCGCUGCUGAGAACCAUCCGAUGCCAGCCAACCGCUUGUUGGAUCGAGCUAGAUUCGAUCAUCGGUACCAAGCACAUUCCCGUGUUCGAAAAACCCGGUGACGGAAUCGUGCCUAUCAACAGUGCACUGUUUCCCGGCGUCGAAAGCCAACUCUUCGUCUACGCCAAACACACCGAGGUCCAUCGUAACCAAGAUUCUACCUCAGAAGUCUGGCGGAUUCUCCAGCAACAUCUGGGUGAAGUUUCUGUCGAAUUGAGUGAGGGUUGCAAUACAAUGGCAGUCGGGCCGUAG
Molecule: messenger RNA, 3390 nt
Organism: Cladocopium goreaui
Lineage: Eukaryota; Dinophyceae; Suessiales; Symbiodiniaceae
Source: the annotation of a GenBank genome assembly